Hevea brasiliensis (rubber tree) is the source of this 2914-nucleotide messenger RNA. Its product is annotated as U-box domain-containing protein 52-like. NCBI's taxonomy places the organism in Eukaryota, Viridiplantae, Streptophyta, Magnoliopsida, Malpighiales, Euphorbiaceae. Bases 171 to 2543 code for a protein of 790 amino acids. The transcript has 8 exons. Gene Ontology annotation, biological process: protein phosphorylation. The record is from RefSeq and is a predicted model, not a curated record. Gene Ontology annotation, molecular function: protein kinase activity; ATP binding.
UCACGCAUACUAGGGAUUCUCUCUUUCUCGUCCUACUAGUCUUGGGAGAGAAAGAAGAGAUCCUAAAGGUGUUUUGGUUUUCUUAACUUUUUUUUUAUUAUUUAUAUUUAAAAGCAAAAACAAGAAAUAAGGAAAUCAGCAGUGGCUAGUCAUAGAAAGCAAGAUUGAGGAUGUGGAUGGCAAGAUCCCAAACAGAGAAAAGGGAAGGAUCUGGAAAUGGAUUAGUGGCUGUGGCAAUAGACAAGGACAAAAGCAGCCAAAAUGCCCUGAAAUGGGCAAUCGACCAUAUUCUGCAGCGAGGCCAGACAGUCAUUCUGAUCCACGUCAAAGUCAAGUCCUCGUCUUACGGUUCCUCGUAUCCCCUUUCUACCCCGUGGGUAAACCAGAUUGCAGAUGCCAAUGCAGAGAGUAUGUUGGUGUGUAGGGAUCCAGAUCCACAGACCAGGGAGCUGUUCCUUCCGUUCCGCUGCUUUUGUACACGUAAAGAUAUUCAAUGCAAAGAUGUGGUGCUCGAAGACACAGAAGUAGCAAAAGCUAUAAUUGAAUACGCUACUCACACAGCAAUUGAGACUUUAAUUAUUGGUGCUUCCAACAAAACAGGCUUUCUCAGAUUCAAGGUCACAGAUGUGCCAGGCAGUAUUUUAAAAGGAGCACCCGAUUUUUCUACUGUGUAUGUCAUAUCCAAAGGGAAGAUUCAAUCCACACGAUCUGCCUCCCGCCCUGCUCCUGCUAUCUCCCCUUUGCAUACCCAACUUGUUAAUCAAGCCAACAUAAAACCAGCUCCUGUGGAGGCCGUCCCCCAGACUCCAUGUAAUAAUAAAAAAGCUAUUGACAAGCCCCCAUUGGAGCAACCUCGAAGAUCCAGUGAUGACUCGGAGUCCUUCAGGUCUCCCUUCAAUAGGAAGGGCAUAAAUGCCAAAUCACAUGGGGAGCUCUCCGUUCCAGAUACUGAUAUUUCUUUUGUCAGUUCUGGCAGACCAAGUGUUGACCGCAUGUUUCCUGCCUUCUAUGAUGUCCUAGAAGUAGGCCGCACCACCAACCGCCUUUCCAACGUUUCUGACAUGGACAGCAGCUAUAGCUUUGAGUCCAUGCAGUAUGGAAGGAAAUCAAUAGACUUUGGCUCUCCACCUGAGUUGUCAUCAAUGUCUUACGACAGCGACAGGCUCUCCACGGCAUCACAGUCGAUGGAUGACGUGGAAGCUGAAAUGCGAAGGCUAAAGCUUGAGCUCAAGCAAACCAUGGAAAUGUACAGUACAGCCUGCAAAGAGGCUCUCACAGCAAAACAGAAGGCAAGAGAGCUCCAGCUCUGGAAAUUGGAAGAAGAGCGGAGAUUGGAAGAGGCACGACUAGCUGAGGAGGCUGCAUUGGCAAUAGCAGAAAAGGAGAAGGCCAAAUCCAAAGCAGCCAUGGAGGCUGCCGAGGCAGCUCAGAGGAUUGCAGAAAUCGAAGCACAAAAAAGGGUUAAUGCAGAAAUGAAAGCACAUAAAGAAUCAGAAGAGAAGAGAAAGGCACUUGAUGCUCUCGCAAAUUCAGAUAUCAGAUACAGGAAAUAUACUAUAGAGGAGAUUGAAGCUGCAACAGAAUUCUUUUCAGAAACUCGCAAGAUUGGGGAGGGAGGUUAUGGACCUGUGUACAAGUGUUAUCUUGAUCAUACGCCUGUGGCAAUUAAGGUUUUACGUCCAGAUGCAGCUCAAGGAAGGUCACAGUUUCAGCAAGAGGUUGAGGUGCUUUGUUGCAUAAGACACCCCAACAUGGUCCUUCUCCUAGGAGCCUGUCCAGAAUAUGGAUGCUUAGUAUAUGAGUACAUGGCCAAUGGUAGCUUAGAAGACCGGCUCUUCCGACGAGGAAACACUCCUGUUCUUUCCUGGCAGCUGAGGUUCCGAAUUGCAGCUGAAAUAGGAACUGGAUUGAUGUUCCUACACCAAACAAAACCAGAACCACUGGUGCAUCGCGAUCUGAAGCCUGCCAACAUCUUGCUUGACCGCAACUUUGUGAGCAAGAUUAGUGACGUUGGGUUGGCGAGGCUAGUGCCACCAUCGGUGGCUGACAACGUGACACAAUAUCGCAUGACGUCCACCGCAGGGACUUUUUGCUAUAUAGAUCCAGAGUAUCAGCAAACAGGCAUGCUGGGUAUAAAGUCAGACAUAUACUCCCUGGGAAUCAUGUUUCUGCAGAUAUUAACUGCAAAACCCCCGAUGGGUUUAACGCACCAUGUGGAACGCGCCCUUGAAAAAGAUACACUUGCUCAGAUGCUAGAUCCUGCAGUCCCUGAUUGGCCGAUUGAAGAGGCCAAGUGCUUUGCAAAGCUGGCACUCAAGUGUGCAGAGUUAAGACGGAAAGACAGACCAGAUCUUGGCAAGGUUAUAUUGCCAACACUCAACAGGUUGAGAGCGCUUGCAGAAGAAACCAUGCAUCUGGCAUUACCCACCAACAGUCCUGGCCACUCCCGCAGCCCAAGCCAAGUUUCUGUACAGCUAAGUGAUGCAAAUUUGUCUAAUGUAAGCUCAAGAAAUCCUUCAAAUAUUGUUGAAUCACAGACAUGAAUUUACCAGCAAAAAGGGGAGAAAAUGUGUUCAUGAUUUCUCUGAAUCAUGAAUAAGCUGUAUAUGCGAAGCUUUCUACUUUCGAACGUGUACAGAGAAUCAAGAGGAGGUCCCAAGUUUCCUCAGCAUGGACAUACAUCCUUUUGUUAAAUAAUUUUGUAAUUUUUAAUUAUGGUCCUUGUUAUAAAUUAGCCAAACUCUUUGAAUUGCCAAUUUUUUCUUGUCUUCACCAACAUAGAAGAUAAGUACUCCAAGGAAGAGGCUGGCAAAGAGUUUCAAUUUGUAUAUUGAUACAAACUCUUUACAUUUCUAGUAAUAGGUAGCAAACAGGCAUGAAGAUCCACUUCGGUGGUAUGGCAUAUUAGAAAUUU